Messenger RNA from Closterium sp. Naga37s-1, 1533 nucleotides. The record is from the annotation of a GenBank genome assembly. Lineage: Eukaryota; Viridiplantae; Streptophyta; Zygnematophyceae; Desmidiales; Closteriaceae.
AUGAUGGCAUGCUCUUCCAGAUUCUGUGCAUUCGGCAUACUGCUGCUGCUGGGACUGAUAGCUAGAGCGAAUGCGUCCGUGCACACCUAUAAGGGUAAUCGGUUUUUCCACACCGCUGAUGCUUUCCUGUUCCGCGGUGGGCGGGAAGGACUCUUCUCGUCCACGCCUGAAGCGGUGGCUCACUGGACGACGAUCGGCAAGGCCGUCGCCAAUGGCAAGGCAUACGUCAGGUUCCAGCACCUCACCUUCCAUCGCCCCAUCUGGGAGGCGCGCGACGCGCCGGUGGCGGGGCAGACAGGGCUGAUCGAGGCGCUGCUGUUCGAGGUGGGCGACCGCGCGCGCAUCGGCCACACGUCGCCGACGGGCACGCGGUCGUUCUGCUGCACGCCGGAGCUCGUGCGCAAGACGGGGUGCAACCCCGGCCACCUCAUCGUGCGCCCCCGCGACGACGACAGCAAGUGGCCGCGCGUGGUGGAGAUCAACUUCAUGGGCAACGACAGCGCCGUGGAGGCGGCGGCAUCGGAGAUGCACAUAACGCGGACGGGCAUGUACUACCUGUGGUUCGUCAUCUGUGAUAAGAACCUGGCGGAGGUGUCGGUCACGGGCGGCACCGUGUGGAAGAACCCCUCGGGGUACCUGCCCGGCAUGAUGACGCCUUACCUCAACUUCUUUGGCGCCAUGUCCAUCGCGUACCUGCUGCUGGGGCUGCUGUGGCUGGUGCAGUACGCGCGGUUCUGGAGGGACGUGCUACAGCUGCAGCACUGCAUCACAGCCGUGCUCUUCCUGGCCAUGACAGAGAUGGCCGCCUGGUACUUCGACUUCGUCAACUUCAACGCCUCCGGGUACCGCCCCAUGGGCAUCACCGUGUGGGCCGUGAGCGUGGGCGCCGUGCGCAAGGCCGUGUCGCGCGUGCUCAUCCUCGUCGUCGCCAUGGGCUUUGGUGUUGUGCGCCCGACACUUGGGGGGCUCUCGGGCAAGGUGGUGGCGCUGGGGGCGGCGUACCUGGUGGCAGCGGAGGGUCUGGACGUGAUGCAGAACGUGGGGGCGAUAGACGACCUGAGCAGCGGCGAGCGCGUGAUCCUGGUGCUGCCCGUGGCCGUGCUGGACGCCGCCUUCAUCCUCUGGAUCUUCACCGCCCUCUCCAAGACCCUCGCUCAGCUGCAGGCGAAGCGCACGAUGCACAAGUUGGAGCUGUACCGGCGCUUCACCAACAUGCUCGCCCUCUCCGUCCUCAUCUCCGUCGCCUGGAUCGCCUAUGAGAUCUUUUUCAAGGUGACGGACCCUUUCAACGAGCGGUGGCAGGCGGACUGGAUCACGGGGUGCUUCUGGCACGUGCUCACCUUCCUGCUGCUCUGCGUCAUCUGCAUCCUCUGGGCGCCCUCCCAGGCCUCCACCAGGUACGCUUAUUCUGAGGAUGCUCCUGAUGAGGACGAGGAAACGGUGGGGCUCACGAAGGCAGCAGUUGCAACAGCAGCAGGCGAGGCAGAGGAGGGAAUGGAGGAAGAUGAAUUGGAGCAAGGAAAGCUGGAAUAA